Bipolaris zeicola 26-R-13 is the source of this 339-nucleotide messenger RNA. RefSeq lists its product as uncharacterized. Lineage: Eukaryota; Fungi; Ascomycota; Dothideomycetes; Pleosporales; Pleosporaceae. The transcript has a single exon. The annotation marks the transcript as partial. The record is from RefSeq and is a predicted model, not a curated record.
CUCCACCACCACCAACACCACCACAUCCAUCUUCCAGGCACUGCCGUUGCAGCAGCCAUAAAUCUAGACCAGACGAGUCAUAGCUCGCUGACCGUUGUGCGUUGUCAGGCCGUGGGCAGCAGCAGCAGCAGGAGCACGAACGAGCCAAGUCCGAGCUUCGUCUCGACACCCAAUCGUCAGGGCGUGCAAUCACACCAGACUUCCUUCGCCCUGUCCCUGUCACAUCGUCCUCGACAGUACUCGCCCAAAUUGGCCAACCCAACCCAACCCAACCCAACACGUUCCCGACUGUGCUAUAAAAUAACUUGCGCCUGCCCACCCCUUGCUGUGGCGCCAUAA